This is a messenger RNA of Acanthosepion pharaonis, 1080 nucleotides long. NCBI's taxonomy places the organism in Eukaryota, Metazoa, Mollusca, Cephalopoda, Sepiida, Sepiidae. The record is from the annotation of a GenBank genome assembly.
AUGGAGUCAGCAAAAGACUCCAUUGCAACUCUCUCGCAGAAGGAAUAUCAAAUAACGAGCACCAUUAAAUCCAUUAAGUCUAUAUCUAUCUAUCUAUCUAUCUAUCUAUCUAUCUAUCUAUCUAAGGUGGAGUUGGUAACUCACGAAUCUUAUCUAUCUAUCUAUCUAUCUAUCUAUCUAUCUAUCUAUCUAUCUAUCUAUCUAUCUAUGACGAAAGCAUUUAAACAGAUAUCUAUAUAUUACCAGAACGCUCUAGAAUCUCUUAUCUAUCUAUCUAUCUAUCUAUCUAUCUAUCUAUCUAUUAUGUGUCUACGUAAAAUCUCUCUAUCUAUCCCAGUCACUUCAUUAUCUAUCUAUCUAUCUAUCUAUCUAUCUAUCUAUCUAUCUAUCUUAUUCUUUUUCUCCAUCUUGUUAUUUUCUUUGAUUUCUUCAUUUUGUUCCUUCUUUUUCUUCUUCUUUAUUGCAUAUUUCGCUCCGUGUAUUCUUGAACUUCUCCUCCUCUUUCUUCUUAUUUUUCUUUACUUUCUUCAUUUUGUUUUUUUUCUCUUUUUUUUUCUUAUUCAUUGUAUUUUUUCUUCGCUCCGUAUCUUACUGUAUCAAUUUUUCUUCCUCUUUUUGUUAUUAUCGUUGCUUUAUUCGUUUCAUCUUGUUGUUGUUGUUGUUUUUGUCGUCGCUUUGUUCAUUUCGUUUCUUCUUCUUCUUCUUCUUCUUCUUCUUCUUCUUCGUCGUCGUCGUCAUUGCAUUUUCUUCGCUCGGCGGUUCUUCAGGAUAUUUUUAUUCUCAUUCUUCUCAGUUUAUUUACCUCAUUUUUUUUAUCUGCUUCUUCUUCGUUUAAUGGUUUCACCCUUUGUCGUCGUCGUCUUCUUCUUAUUCUACUUCUUCUUCUUCUUCUUCUCCUCCUCCUUCUCCUCCUCCUCCUCCUUCUUCUUCUUCUUCUUCCAUGAUUUCGGCUAUUAUGUUUGCCAUCUCCCUACUUCUAUUUCUAUUUUCCUUAUGAUGUCUUCAUUUCGUUUUCUUCUUCUUCUUCUUCUUCUUCUUCUUCUUCUUCUUCUUGAUGUCAUUUGUUCACUUCCGUUGUAA